Messenger RNA from Pteropus alecto (black flying fox), 1947 nucleotides. RefSeq names its product pentatricopeptide repeat domain 2 (gene PTCD2). The transcript is spliced from 10 exons. The record is from RefSeq and is a predicted model, not a curated record. The coding region runs from base 16 to 1302 and encodes 428 amino acids. Gene Ontology annotation, biological process: regulation of mRNA processing; mitochondrion organization; multicellular organism development. NCBI's taxonomy places the organism in Eukaryota, Metazoa, Chordata, Mammalia, Chiroptera, Pteropodidae. Gene Ontology annotation, molecular function: RNA binding; protein binding. Gene Ontology annotation, cellular component: mitochondrion.
AUCCCGCGCCGCACCAUGGGGGCCGCCAUCUUGGAGCAUACCAAAGAGAACGCCGGUCCGGGGGGUUACGAGCAAAGAAAGGGGUGGUUCCAGUCGGCCGACACUACCGCCCCUCCCCCGGUUCCCGCAGUUGGUGCGGCCCGGAACAGCAUGGCUGCCGCAUUUCGCAUCCCGAAGCAAGUCCUGCUGCAGGCACUGCGGUAUUUCGUGUAUUCAGGGGUGGGAGGCUCAUGCUUCACCUGCUGCCGCAGCCCUCUCGGAGCUAAAAGAUAUCUACUUACAGAUAAUAUUAUGAAAUUAAAAGAAUUUCAGCAUAAGAAGGUGGCUAUUGCAUGUAAUCUUCCUGGCAGCAAAGAAACCUAUUUGAGAAACUUGGAAGAGAAAUUGACCCAGAACAAGCUCAUCUUGAAGGAGGAGUUGAGAACUUUGCUUCAUUUGUGUGAGUCCCGGGGCGACGUGGAACUGGCUAAAAAUGUCAUUUACAGGUACCAUGCAGAGAACAGAAAUAUCACUUUGGGGGAAUAUAAGUUUGGACCACUUUUCAUGAGGUUGUGCUACGAGUUGGAUCUUGAGGAGUCUGCAGUGGAGCUCAUCAAAGACCAGCGUUUACGAGGUUUCUUCUCAGAUUCCACAUCAUUCAAUAUUUUAAUGGAUAUGUUAUUCAUCAAAGGCAAAUAUAAAAGUGCAUUGGAAGUAUUGAUUGAGAUGAAAAACCAAGAUGUGAAGUUCAGCAAAGAUACCUAUGUCCUUGCUUUUGCAAUUUGCUACAAACUGAAUAGCCCUGAGUCUUUUAAAAUCUGUAGUACAUUAAGAGAAGAAGCCCUAAUCAAAGGAGAAGUCCUCUCCAGGAGAGCAUCCUGUUUUGCUGUGGCAUUAGCUCUGAAUCAGAACCAGGUGGAAAAAGCUAUAUCUAUUUUUUCUCAAAUCAUGAAGCCAGAGAGCAUAAUCUGCACUAACUUAAAGAUUAUGAUUCAUAUCCAGUCAAAUAUGUUGAAAACCCUGAUAGAGAUACUAACGGAUGCUACAGAGGGAAAUUUAUCAAGAUUUGUGAAAAAACAUGAGUUCUCAGAAGAAGUGCUGACCAAAGUGAGGGAAAAAGUGAAGGACGUUCCUGCCCUUCUGGCCAGAUUUGAUGAGCUCUAUGGGAAGCUGCACAUAAAUGGCCAGGUCACCACUUACACUUUGGACGCUCUCCUCUGUCAUACCCCCAAGGACUGGAAGUCCCACAUGGUGCUAUCAAACAAGAGGACAGUCAGCCGUCGGACGUUCCAGCCACUCAGCCAGUCCCUGUGGGCUGAGUAACCUUAGGUUCAAACCCCUGUGGAUCUGAGUUGGAGGGGGCCUGCUUCUAGUCAGUUAUUGGCGCCCUAAGAUUUCAGGCACCAAACUCCAGUAGACACUACUAAUUAACACUUGGUCUGCUCCUUAAUUUCCAUGCUUGUUGAGUGCUGGCAUGCUAACUGAGAAGUGAGUAUGUUGUGCCACUUUGGAGAUCCAGAUACAAGUGAACAGAAAGCUCAGCUCCCUCAGAAAGGAGGCUUCCCCUGUGUAAACCGCAGAGGAUCCUGGAAGGAACAUGGUCUCAGUCUCCAGUCCAGCUUCCAGUACCAGACAAGAACCCAGUAAGCAACAGUGGGAAGGAAUUUCACAAAGUGGCCAAUUCCAGCUAACUUUCAGGGGAGUAGUUAACUUGCAGAUUAUACCCUUGCUGAAUUCAGAGUGUUCGAAUGCCUAUUCUACCAUUCUGGGAAAUAGCCCAGGAUUUUCUCACUGAUUCUGUCAUCAUUUAUCUGUGACCCUAAAUGAGAUAUUUGGGCCCUCAUUUUUUUCAUCUGUAAAAUAAUAGUGCCAGUAUGAAUCUGCGUAUUGAUUUGCAAUUUUCAUUUAAGGUUCAGUAGGGUCAAAUUUUCUUAAAAAAAUAAGAAAUAAAAAGCUUUCCAAAACUUU